UUCAAAUUUAUUGACAUUUUUACUACGCAUUCAAACGUUUAUCGGAUUAUUUACAAAGGAAAAUUAAUAUUUAUGUCCACGUUUUGGUUCAGCGUAAUACACGAUGCGCAGAAACUCAUUCCAACCAAUCACGAUGAUCCAAAUAAAGGGUAGGUAGUGUUAAGCCAAGUAUGCAUACAUCAGUUUCAUCGUUGGCAAUUUUUCAAAAAAAUACUUUAGAAACAUGAGUGGCUAUGCUUGCGAGCAUCUAUUGCUGAGUUCAUCGUCUGGACACUUUCAAGUACGAAUACCCUUUGCUCGAUGAAAUAUUAUCCUUCGAUAUACAAAAAUGUACUCGUACACGUGUCAUCUUUUGGUGCUAGCAUACUCACGCACACCACACGUACAUUUGUUGAAUCCCGGGAGAGGUAAAUCCUAUCUCUAAAGUGCAACGCGCGUAUCUAUCCACAGAGCCUAGCUAUUAUGAGGGUGUGUAUAACAUCUAAAAGCAAAAGAGAGCCCGCAGAUUCCCACGUGGACUUUUCAUGUGUACGUUUUUCUUUGAGAGAUUUAAGGAGACACCAAAACCAGGGUAAAAUGAAAAUUACUAAACAUAUUUCCCGAGAUUUCUACUGAAUGUUUUCUUUUCUCAAAAGCCACGUGGAUUUUGAGCUUCUUUCUCUAUUCACGUAGCUUUUGAGAAAAGCAUUGCAAUGAUAAGUCUGAAAACAUGCUUUAAAACUUUCCUUCGCUCCUGACAUAUCAUUAAAAAGUAUCGAUUUUUGCGUUUUAUUCAUUGGUAAUGGAAAUUCAUUUGUGAACUUUUCUGUUGAAAUCUGAACGAGCCGUAAAUUCAAGCUCAAUAUCUUGGUUUUGAUGGCCCUAUCAAGGAUAAGGACUAUGAGUUAAUAUCGUAUACAUUGUUAUUGCCAGGUAUAUAACGAGGCGAAUUAUUAUCCACAUCAGCACUAUACGAUCCUUUUGAAAGCUCCAGGUCGAAAGGAGCUUUUAAUGCAGCAAACCUCGGAAGUGCAGUAAAAUCGGGGCUAUAAACGAGCGCAUUUCACACGUGUCCCAAGUUUUUUUUUUUGGUAUUAUUCAUUUUUUUCUAAAAAAUUAUCAUUUUUGCAGACUAGAGGUACGUGCGCAAGCUAUGCUAAGUAGGUCAGAGAUAUUUAAGCACGUAUGCGCGAGGCAUGGUGCGAGAGAAAGAGAGAGACAGAGAGAAAGGAAACUCGCGUACCAAUACAUUAUAUUUCGGUGCACAGUUAUCUGAAGCUCGCUCAUCCGAAAUCAGAGCUGCGGUUAUCAUCGAGAGAGAGUCGGUGCGGCGUCGGUUAGCACAAGCGUCGUGCUCGGGGGGAUUUCUCGCGAUUCGUCGGCGCGUAUAAGCUGCCCUUCGUGCAGAGUCAUCAUAUAAUGUCUCUAUAAUUUAGCAGCCCCUGAUCCGUUCGACUGUACCUGCCGCAGCUCGUUUCGGACGUAUUUUCUUUGAUCGGAGAUCGAAUUAAAGCACCGAGCACUUUAAAGUGCUCGCGCUUUGCUUACCUACAUUCCGCUCGCGCACUGCAAAUUUAUCGCUCACAUAAUAAAUACACGACUCCAUAUCCUAUCGUAUACGCGUGCUGGAGUAAAUUUCAGAGGAGAAUAUGUAUAAAUUAUGUUUAUCAGCGGAUAUGCGCUUGGAAUAUCGAUGCAGCUCGCAGCAGCAACGCAGCAAUAGCCACGCUCUCGUAUCGUAAAUAGGAUACUCGCUCUCGCACGGACCUCGACGCACGGCUUGCUAAGAGAGUUUUCCGAUUUUUUCCCCGUCCAGCUUGCUCGAAAGUUUCUCGAGAGCGAAUCAAAGCGGCUAUCGUGUAACGUGUACACAUAGCAGGCAGCGAACAUUAGCGGAUGUAUCGGGCCACGAAAGCACAAACAGCCGGCCUCACGUUUGUUUUAACAUUCGGUGUAACGUACUAAUUACGCGUGUACGGGCGCACACAGCCCAAGGCCCCCUCCCUGCAAAUGUGCACGCGGCGCUGGACGCGCAGAUAUAGGCGCGCGCAGAGAGCCUCGGAAAACGAGUGAGUCGCGCUCGGCGUGUGCGAUAUGGCCCUGCGCCGCGUCGUAAAUAAUACCAUCACGUAGCUGCGGCUCUGCUGCUGCUGAUGCAGAGGUCCUCUUGGACAGCGAGCCGUCGUUGUCCGAGAUAUUUCCUACGUGAUAUACUCUAGUGAUGCAACUCUCGCUUUACCCCAGCUGUCAUCGUAUAGCCUGCAUAAAGGAUAGAUUAAGAGUCAUUACGGCGCACGGCUCGCCCGUUUAUUUCGCUUUGCCGAUCGCUCUUGUUAUUUACUCGCUCUUCAAAUCAGAAAUAAUGCCGAAUCGAGUCUGCUUAACUUACAAAAUGCUUUAUGGCAUCUAAUAAAGAAGCGUAAAACGCGGCUGUCUUUAUCUACCUUUGAAACGUCAACUGGUAUACGACGGUAUUUACUCUGCGCGCUGUUCACAGAGUCAUGGCUGGAAUCCUCUUGAAAGGUCGCAUUUUAGGUAAGCUCAAGCAGUAGUCCUCGAGAGCAGCUGAGGAUCCUCAGAGACUUGCCAGAAAUACGUAUUCCUGAGACGAGGAUAAUUAGACGAUUCUUUUGUAUGCAAGUGUUGUCGAUUUUUAUCCCUCGAAAAUCCUAUGUUAGCUCGACUUUGAAUCUGCAAUGAUGUAACGGUAUAUCUCUUUAAACUCUCGAGCACGUAAUAGCUUCUCUCUCCCUCUAUCUAUCUCUUUAUCUCUCUCUCUCUCUCUAUUUCUGACUUUGCUACUGAAUAGGAAAUUUGCUUUACUUUAUAUAAUGUAACGCACAAAGAGUCUGCGAUGUACUUGCGAGUCUCUUUUUUUCAUCCUUUUUUUUCCUAUGACUUAAUAUGAAACUCUAAGACCUCACUUACUGCUUUCGAUAGUGCCCGUGAAAAGCCAACGACAUUCGUGAAAAGGAGCGCAUCUAUAGACGAGACUUUUUAUGACUAAUACUCUCCAGCUACUCAGGUGCACGAAGCAAAGUCACUCUUGCGUCUCUCUAUAAAAAGUUAAUGACGAGGAAGGUGAAAAAGAAAAAAUAUUAACAUUUAUUCACGUCUCAUUUAACGAUGGAAGAUUAUUGCUAAGUGAGUUAUGAAACGUGAUUCAUCUGGAUUUUUGGAGAGAUUAUGGCUGCGUCGUUCUGGGCACAAAAGUGAGUAAUUUCUAUUGUUUUUCUCACUGUCGGUUAAUUGCUACGGCAGAGCUGCGAGCCGAGCCAAAUUUAGCAACAGAACAAAGUGGUCGCGAGAUGCGCCUCCAGCGACGCGUAGAUUUUAAUUUCAUGUAUUCAUCGCCGCUGAUAAUCUCGAAACCGCACAAUAACUACUACACUGCCUUUACGCAGUGACAAUCGAAGCAGUUCUAAUUUGCGCAUUGUGCCCAUGAGCAAUUGUGGGCCGCGAUUUCUCCGAUAAUCCGCAGCAGAAUGUAAUCUCGAGCGGUAUAACAAGACGAGGGUCAAUGAAAGUCCACUUAAGCGUACAGAGCUUCGUCCCUAAAUAUAAGAAGUGAGGAUGAAAUUGUAUAAGCCGCGUAUGCUCCGGGGACGUUGCAUAGCAGCUGUAGCGGCAGCUGCGUCGCUCUCCCGCUCGCGUAGAGUAGCUAUAUAUUCAUCACGAGCCCUUGCAAUGAGAGAAAAUCGAUCUGUGGCUUUCUCAGCCUUGCAUGCCGUAAUGACCCUGGCGAGCAUCUUUUCCAUUAAAAUCGACCGAUUCCCCUUCUCGAGGAAAAAUUAAGAAUAAAUCAUAUAGACAUCGUGAAAACGAGGCAUUUUUACACUUGCACACGAACGCAAGAACGAUCUCGAGGCAGUGCUGUGCUUUUAGCGAAAUUCAUCAUAAUAAUAAAAGCUACGUAACGCAGACGUCGUUUACAUCCGCGUCGCAAGCUCGAUACCCGCAAAAUCCCCCCUCUCUCUCUCGCUCUCAAGCUCCGUAGAUAUACGAGCUUGCUGCUCGGAUGGUACGCGCUUGCGCUCGGUGGCCAGUAAGGGGCUGCUACACGAUGAUAUAAUUCUGACUGUGUGCGUGAAGCGCUGCGCACGAGCAUAGGAAAAAUUCGGAGAAACAUGGCGCUGCGCAAGAGCUACGACUGUUUUCCUGUGAGCCAUGUAGAGUUUAUCAACAAAAGUCGCUGCUAGUUUGAUUAAUUUAAGUAACACAUGUAACAUGAGUGCUUUUGAUCGGUGAAAACAAAAUGUGAAGUGGCUCUGCACUAUGGCGUGCAAGGACGGUUUGUUUCUGCUGGAAAUUGUGCUCCUUACUGCCUUGCUGCUGGUGUCCUACUCCGAAGGUCAGCUGACGGGAAAAGAGCACAGAACGCACGCCGCAGCCGAGAGAAAAGACGACCUAUGGUGCUAUCAAUGCGACAGUAUCGGCGAGGGUGACAGCUGCUUCUUCCUCAAUAUAACCGGGAACGAUACUUCGCUCGCGCAGAAGUGCAAGGACGACAGGCGCAUAUGCAUGGUAAAGCGUUUCUCCUACACGACGAGCACGGAAAACUCGACUUCUCAGCCGAAGAUGUGGGGUAUGGAGCGCAACUGCACCAACAAGUGCGAGGAGGGUUGCAUAGUCAUCGGCGAGCGCACCAAGCUCUACGCCUGCACGACCUGCUGCGAAAAGAACUACUGCAACACGGGCAACGGACAGUCGGCCGAUUACGUUAUCAACGACGUCGAGUUCUUCCUGGCUGUGCUGCUACAGUUUAUACUUGCCAAAGCUCUCAGUCCCUGCCAUUCCACCUCGUGAUAUUUUCAUUGUUAAUUCUUGAAACAAUGUAGAUAAGUUUUUUCUCUGUAAGAUAUCCUACAUUAUAAAGCUGCAAAUAAAAUCGAGCUCCAUUUCAUUCUAGUCUUUCUUAUAUAUGAGCAAAGUGAAAAA
Molecule: messenger RNA, 4917 nt
Organism: Trichogramma pretiosum
Lineage: Eukaryota; Metazoa; Arthropoda; Insecta; Hymenoptera; Trichogrammatidae
Exons: 3
Coding region: 4255-4785 (176 amino acids)
Source: RefSeq, a predicted model, not a curated record